Molecule: messenger RNA, 1353 nt
Organism: Symbiodinium pilosum
Lineage: Eukaryota; Dinophyceae; Suessiales; Symbiodiniaceae
Source: the annotation of a GenBank genome assembly
AUGAUUGGACCCUUGCUCGUUUUCACUGCUCACAGCCUGGCACAACUCAUCGUGGGGCGCUUCCUGAUGGGUGUGGGCAUUGGCCUUGCGUCCGUUGCCACUCCCAGCUACCUCAGCGAGGUAGUUUUGCCCGAGAAGCGAGGACUCUUCGAGGCCAUGUACGAAUUGGGCAUUGCCUCUGGGAUGCUUCUUGCGGCUUUAGCCAACGCUCUCAUUCAGAUGGCGAGCGCUGAGUCGGUGUGGCGCUAUCAGGCUGGAUGCGUUCCUUUUUUCUUCGCCUUUCCUGUGCUGAUGGUUGUCUGCUUUGUACCAGAGUCACCCAGGUGGAUGCUGCAGACAACAGGUUCCAGCCCUUCUGCAUUGUUGGCCGUACUGGAGGAGAUCUCCAAACUGCGCCGGCGUGGCGCGCAGGAGCGGCUGCAGACAUGGCGCUCAACUCGCAGGGGCAGCUUUGACGAAACAAACGUCGAGGGGCCAUGCGUGGGCGACAUCGACGAUGACAACAGCGAUCACGAAGAUGAUCUAGUCCGCCUCUGGGAUGAAAAACAUCUCGCAGCCGGAGCUCCGUUGUUCAAUCCUGAUGUCGAGGAUUCGGAUUGUGGGAAGAAGGAUAAAACUGUCCGCCUUCGCACGUUGACGAUCCUUGGGCGCACGCUGAGAGAUGCUUGUGCGAUCAUCCUGGGCUCGCAUCAGGUUCCUCCUGGAGCUCGCCGUGGCCUGGGCCUGGCACUCGCUGCAGCGGUCCUUGAUCAGGCCUGUGCAUCUACCUCGAUCUUGAUCUACGCCCAGAAGCUGCUAGGAACAGUCGGCGUGGGCCAGGAGUCACAAGACCUUCUGACUCUGAUGGUGGUGGGAGCGAAGAUGUUGGGUGUGAUUCUGGGUCUUGUGAUUGUUGAGCGAUUGUCCAGGCGGAUGCUCCUGGGAGCUGGUGGCGGCUUGUCUGCCGUGGCUCUUGUGAUCCUAGUGCUGGGCGCUGCCUGGAAAAGCCCAGCGCUGCUGCUGACUGGGAUGACCUCCUUCAUUGCCGUCUUCUAUAGCACCUGGGGCAUCGGCUACUGGAUAGUUGUUGUGGAGGUCACCGCCGUGGGAGGACCUCGCUAUGCUUCAGCAGCUCAGUCCCUGUCUACUGCCACGCUCUUUGCAGCUGGUUGGUUGACUUCUCUGACCUUCAUGGAUGUGAUUUCAUUGGGACCGGCAGCGCUUCUGAUUUACGCUGGCAUCGCAGUCCUGAUGUGCGCAUAUGGAUUCUGCGCUCUUCCCGAAACGCGGGGACAUUCCUUGGAGGAGUGCGCUGGUGAUAUCGUGCCAGAGGACGAAGGGUGCAUGACUUGUGGCACAUCUGCAGGACUCUAG